GCUAUCCAAUCAAGUCCCUCGUUGGUGUGGGCGGGCCCUUCAUUUGUACCCGGAGGAUUCGUGUGUCCUUGCUUGAUAACGUGGAUUAAAAACUCAUUUUGUGUUUGUUGUCCGCCACAGUUUUCUUGUCACCGGGUUUUAUUCUCACAGACGGUCGGUCAUGCCUCUUCUUAAAUACUCUCCCAAAGUCUGGGAAGCCCUGAAAAUGAAGCAGGGCAUUUAUGCUCGUCUCCCAAAACACUACCUCAAGUCUCUCGAGCAGAAAGAGCCCACGCCUGUCCACUGGAGACCCCUGGGAGUACAGUACAGAGCCAACCCAGUCAGUGGACAGAAGGAACGGGUGCAGGACGUCCCAAUCCCCAUCUAUUACCCUCCACAAUCCCAGGACGGCUUGUGGGGUGGAGAGGGAUGGAUAAGUGGUUUCAGAUACGCUUACAAUGACAAAAUGUCCACUCGUUUGAAGAAGACCUGGAAACCACAGCUGUUCAAAAGAGAGUUGUACAGUGAAAUCCUUGAACACACUUUCACCAUCACCGUCACAGCCCGCACUCUGGACCUCAUUGAUGCUGCCUUUGGCUUAGACUUUUACAUUCUUCAAACAUCGAAGGAAGACCUGAAUUCAAAAUUGGGAAUGGACCUGAAGAGGGCAAUGUUGCUUCGCCUGGCACGCAGAAACACAGAGCUUUACCCGGGUGACUCGGUCAAAAGAGAGAAGGUUUACAAUAAAUACAAGCAGUUUGAAAUCCCAGAGGAGGAAGCAGAGUGGUUGGGUCUGAAUCUGGAGGAGGCUGUGGAGAAACAGAGGCAGCUUGAGCACAAGGAGCCCGAGCCUCUUUUCAAGGCCUGUGUGGACCAGCUGGUGGAGGAGCUACGCCUUCAACAACUGUCAGAGCCGCACGUUAUGGAGAAGAAGUGACAACUCUGAGCGGGACAAGAUGCCGCAUUUCAGACUGAAAAAUUAAGUAGGUUGUACUGUCAAGCUUUCCUGAUGGCGGUGGGAUUUUGGGUUACCUGGUUCCUGCUUCCGAGUGCAGACCCUGGAGAACUCUGCAGUUUUAACUUGUAGGUGCAUCUGAGAGCAACACAAAGGACCUGGUCAUGUUGGACUAAUGCUAAUUUAUUUUUUUAGUUCUCUUUUUUUCCCUUGCAUUUAAUAUCCUUGCACAAGACAUUCAGGAAUUAGGGGAACAGCGUCAAUCAGUGUAAAUACUCCCGGACCAGCUGAGAUAGAGACACUUGUUUGGGAUAUCUAAGAAUCAAAAAGUAAAUCAAAUAAAAAUCUAAUGUAAAAAUACAA
Messenger RNA from Scophthalmus maximus (turbot), 1297 nucleotides. It is a transcript of the gene mrpl28, whose product is annotated as mitochondrial ribosomal protein L28. Lineage: Eukaryota; Metazoa; Chordata; Actinopteri; Pleuronectiformes; Scophthalmidae. The coding region runs from base 161 to 916 and encodes 251 amino acids. Gene Ontology annotation, cellular component: mitochondrial large ribosomal subunit. The record is from RefSeq and is a predicted model, not a curated record. The transcript has 6 exons. Gene Ontology annotation, molecular function: structural constituent of ribosome.